Molecule: messenger RNA, 1976 nt
Organism: Cyprinus carpio (common carp)
Lineage: Eukaryota; Metazoa; Chordata; Actinopteri; Cypriniformes; Cyprinidae
Product: cytochrome P450 2K1-like
Biological process (GO): xenobiotic metabolic process
Cellular component (GO): cytoplasm; intracellular membrane-bounded organelle
Molecular function (GO): oxidoreductase activity, acting on paired donors, with incorporation or reduction of molecular oxygen, reduced flavin or flavoprotein as one donor, and incorporation of one atom of oxygen; iron ion binding; heme binding
Source: RefSeq, a predicted model, not a curated record
GCACAAAACAGACCCUGCCAUCUCUGUAAUAAACACGAAGAUGUUAGUCCCGUCCGAAUUGGUACAUGAAAAUUGCAGACGUCAGGUGGUAAGAAUCGAAACUCAAACGUAGUUUAGAAAACUAGUCCCGUCCGAAUAGUGCAGAGGGAGGCCGCCGACAGACCAGGCUCUUUGUCUUCACGACAACAAUUUCAACUUUUUUCACACACCUACACCUUCCAAAAUCCGAAAAAUGGGUCUAUGAAAGCAGGUCUGUAGUCACUCCAGGUUGAAGUGUGUCAGAGGUCCCUCACUUACACAGCGGCUAUAAAUGUAUGAGUGCAGAAGCUCAGAGAGAAAAUGUCUGUUGUCGAGUCACUGCUGCAGUUUUCCAGCACAGGUACAUUACUGGGAGCUUUGCUGUUGCUUCUGGUUUUGUAUUUGCUUUCCUCUGGAUCCAAAUCUCAGAAAGAAGGGAAAGAGCCACCGGGACCCAAACCACUGCCGCUGUUGGGGAACCUGCUGACCCUUGACCUCACGAGACCCUUUGACACAUUUUGUGAGCUCUCCAAAACCUACGGGAACAUAUUUCAAGUGUUUUUGGGUCCCAGAAGAACUGUGGUCUUAGUUGGAUACAAAACCGUCAAAGAAGCUCUUGUGAAUCAUGCAGAAGAGUUCGGCGACAGACAUAUUUCACCUAACUUCAGAUUAAUGAACGAGCAUGGGAUCAUCUUUUCCAAUGGAGAGAACUGGAAAGAAAUGCGACGCUUCGCUAUCAGCAACCUGCGGGACCUUGGGAUGGGCAAGAGAGGAAGUGAAGAGAAAAUCAUAGAGGAAAUUCAGUAUCUGAAAGGAGAGUUUGAUAAGUUUGAAGAGAAACCCUUCGACACGACACGGCCUGUGAACUACGCUGUGUCAAACAUCAUCUCGUCUAUCGUGUACGGCAGCAGAUUUGAAUACACAGACCCUCGAUUCACUGAAAUGGUCAGCAGAGCAAAUGAGAAUGUUCGGAUUAGUGGAUCAAUUUCUAUGUUGCUUUACAACAUAUUUCCGUGGUUGGGUCCAUUACUCAAAAACAAAAGGCUUUUUGUAAAAAAUAUGAUCCAAAAUAGAGAACAGGUGAUGAAGUUGAUCAAGACACUUCAGGAGGCUCUGAAUCAACAAGACCGCAGAGGAUUUGUCGACGCAUUUCUCAUCCGCAAACAAAACGAUGUGAAAUCCGGCAAGAAGGACUCAUAUUUCCAUGAGGAGAAUCUUAUGGUGUCUGUGACAAAUCUGUUUGUUGCUGGGACUGACACCACAGGAACGACUCUGCGCUGGGGUUUGAUGCUUAUGGCCAAAUACCCUCAUAUACAGGAUCGAGUUCAGGAGGAGAUUGACAGAGUGAUCGGUGGACGUCAGCCAGAGGUGGAAGACAGAAAGAAAUUACCGUAUACAGAUGCUGUGAUUCAUGAAACCCAGAGACUGGCAAACAUAGUACCCUUGAAUCUCCCGCAUAUGACCAGCUGUGACGUUACCUUCAAUGGAUACUUCAUCAAGAAGGGCACCACUGUAGUUCCUCUGCUGACAUCUGUUUUGAAGGAUCCAAGCGAAUGGGAAAAACCAAACAGCUUUUACCCAGAACACUUCCUUGAUGAGAAGGGCCAGUUUGUGAAGAGAGAUGCUUUCAUGCCAUUUUCUGCAGGACGCAGGGUUUGUCUUGGAGAGAGUUUGGCCAGGAUGGAGCUCUUCCUGUUCUUCACCUCCCUCCUUCAGAGCUACCGCUUCACAACUCCACCUGGAGUGUCUGGAGAUGAGCUGGAUCUCAAAGGAGUAGUCGGAAUAACGUUGAAUCCGUCUCCACACAAGCUGUGUGCAAUCAGACGCCCCUGAUACUUGACAAUCAAAACAAAUGAUGACUUAUUUUAAGCAAGAACUGUCAUGAUUGUGCUUGAUCUGAGUAAAUACACAAAUGUUUAUUUGGCAAAAAACAAAAUGUUUAUUUGGCAAAUAACUUU